CAGAGGACCACCUGUCCUCCGGGCUGCACUGGACGCUGGGGGCUGCUGGGACCAUGCAGACAGCGGGGUUCGGACUGGUUCUGGUCGCCGCGGUGCUGGUCCGGACCCGGGCCGAGGUGGUGGACGACAUCCUGGGCAGCCUCGCGCGCGGAGUGUCCUUCCUUGAGCUGCAGCACGCGCACAUCAACCUGGACGGGGCGGUGGGCUUCGUCAUGCUGCAGGCGGAGCUGAAGGAAGCGGUCCGGACCUGGCCCCACACCGACCCGGUCAGCUGGGCCCAGAGGACCACGGCCAAUGCUCUGCUCAAACGUUUGGACCAGAACCUGGACAAGGCCGUCACAGCGCUGCGGCAGAACGACCCGAAAUACUACCGAGAGUUCGAACCCCUGCUCACCUGGAGGUUCUGGCUGACCCGUCAGGCCCGGCGGACCUCAGAUCCCAGCCUGGUGUACCCGUCCUCCAUGACGUCCGAGUGCUACGACGAGCAGCUCAGUGACAAGUGUCUGACGCUACUGCUGGGCACCUGGAAGACGAACGGGACGCCCUGCAUCGUCACCAAACCCUGCAGGGACACCAUGACCCGCUUCGGCUGUCCACACUACUCCCUGUCCCACCAGCUGCUCUACUUCCUGAUCGGCAGCAUGAGAGGCUGCAGCGACCUUCUGAAGGGCGACACGCGAGCAACCAGAACCAACAUGACCCAACAGAACUACCAGGAGAUCUUCUGCUCCAACAUGAUGAAGGCCAACCAGCUCAUCAUCAGCGACGGUUUGACGGAGCACACGGCGGACAUCUUCACAGAGAACAUCCUGAUUUGUGGACUGGCUGGUUUCUGGGACUUCUACAAAGCUGACUGGCUGCAGCACAUCCUCAGAAUGCAGGACGAGGAGGUCGGCUGCUUCGGGAGGGACAUGAACGUCGUCUCUCAGAUUAUUGGAGAUGAGCUGCUGGAGCAGCUGCAGCCUCACAGGAGGGUGAAGAGGAGGGAGAAGGUCCUCCCAGGUCUGUACGGCUGCUCCAGUCACAUGACAGCGGUGGCGGUGGGCGCUCUGGGAGGUUACCUGAACUUCCACCUGUCGGAGCAGGACAUCACCAAGAGGCCGCUGUCCUGAGGCACAGGGAGCCUCCACAACCAGAACCUGAAGGACCCGUGGAUCUGUAGGGAACACUGAAGCUGCACACGUCCUUAAUCUGAACAAACCUGAAUUAUCAAACAAACUGAUGAAAUCAUUUCAACAACUCAGAUUACAGAUCACAGGUUACAGAUCACAGGUUACAGAUCACAAUUUACAGAUCACAGAUUACAGAUCACAGUUUACAGGUUACAGAUUACAGAUCAC
Nematolebias whitei (Rio pearlfish) is the source of this 1340-nucleotide messenger RNA. It is a transcript of the gene c15h16orf89, whose product is annotated as chromosome 15 C16orf89 homolog. Gene Ontology annotation, cellular component: cytosol; membrane. The transcript has 9 exons. The coding region runs from base 54 to 1112 and encodes 352 amino acids. The record is from RefSeq and is a predicted model, not a curated record. Lineage: Eukaryota; Metazoa; Chordata; Actinopteri; Cyprinodontiformes; Rivulidae.